Oppia nitens is the source of this 644-nucleotide messenger RNA. It is a transcript of the gene RpS30, whose product is annotated as FAU ubiquitin-like and ribosomal protein S30. Gene Ontology annotation, molecular function: protein binding; structural constituent of ribosome. The record is from RefSeq and is a predicted model, not a curated record. The transcript is spliced from 3 exons. Bases 117 to 521 code for a protein of 134 amino acids. Gene Ontology annotation, biological process: translation. Gene Ontology annotation, cellular component: ribosome; cytosolic small ribosomal subunit. Lineage: Eukaryota; Metazoa; Arthropoda; Arachnida; Sarcoptiformes; Oppiidae.
UCAUAGCCAUCAAUGUCUGUCAGACAACACAUCCUUUUCCGUUCACGUCUUGUGUCUAAAAGGUUGGCAUUAAUUGUGAUUCAAGUGUCUGAAGAAGAAGUGGCUAAUCUGUGAAAAUGCAUCUCUUAUUGCGCUCACAAUCGACUCAUACCUAUGAUGUCAAUCCAAAUGAACAGAUCUUUGACAUUAAGCUGUUCAUUGAAAGAGCAGAAAACAUUUCAAAUGAAGAUCAAGUUCUUUAUUGUUGUGGUCGACCUCUUGAAGAGGAUCAACUGAUUAGCUCAGCUAACCUUAAGGACGGCGACUCUAUUGAUGUCUGCAUUCGUCUCAGAGGUGGCAAAGUUCACGGUUCACUGGCCCGAGCGGGUAAAGUGAAGGGACAGACACCCAAAGUGGAGAAACAGGAGAAGAAAAAGAAGAAAACUGGAAGAGCUAAGCGACGAAUGCAAUACAACCGACGUUUCGUGAAUGUGGUCGCGACUUUUGGCCGAAGACGCGGUCCAAAUACUAACCAAACGUAAACGGAUGGACCAAAUCAUUGGAUGCAUUAUAGUCUUCAACAUUCAAUCUAUUUAAAGAUUAAUGAAUAUGUUGUUAAAAAAUGUAUUUCAAAAAUAAAAUAUAAAUAUUUGAAUUAAAAAUAA